CGGCUGUUUUGGGUACCUAGAGACCAAGAGAGUUAGCUAGCUGCCUGUCAACGAGAGCUGACAGGACUGUCACGACAAGCAAGAGAACCAAACCGGAACCCCACGAGUCGGCUUUGUCUUGGAUUUGUGUUUCCCGGCCAUGCAUCUCAGACACGCAAGGGAACGGGGACAACGACAACGACAGCAGCCAGACCUGACUUCCACUUGACAUUCACACAUCCAUCAUCCAUCCAUACUGGCCAACUCAGACACCUACCUACCAUACAUACCUGGAUUAUCCACUAGUAGGGAGAUUCGGCAUCCAUCUUCCACCUCCCCUCCCUAGUAGCAGGAAUAUCUCGACGCCCUAACCCAAGAGGUACCCUACCAACCGUUGACGCGCCCCAGUCAAACACCACACCCACUCCUCUUCGACGUGGAUACACACGCCGUCCGACACCCCGACCAGGGCAAAGCAGAAACCCGUUUUUGUACUCUACGCGAAGAUACAGACCACUCAUCUCUACACUACUUAUCCAAGUAUCGUAUUGAUACUACAUACUACCACCACCACCGGUUACCUUUUCCACGAGGCGAAGACCAGGCAGACAGCAGCAGCAUCGUCAUCAUCAUCGACGAUACACAGUACAAUCUACACUACUGUUCUCUACGUACCCCUACCGCGAGUCCAAAGAAACAAAACGCGUUGCUCUGCCCUGCGCUGGCCCGGACAGUAGAGCCAAAAGAAACCAACCAUCGCCAGCCCAUCGCCGUAUGGUGUAACAGCGACCCGUGUGUACACAGAGACACACAACAUCAGGAGGCCAUCGGCAGCAGCAAGAGAACGGACUUGACGAAACGUUGAAUCCAGGCACACGGGAAUAUACUUGCGGCAGGGUCAGUCUACCCACCCACUGCGGUACAUACAUACAUACAUACAUACAUACAUACAUACACCCACAGAUCUUGGUGGUGACCGUUGGUCAUCCUGUUUACGACCGCACCAGUCCUGCCUGCAGCAAGGCGAUCUACAAUAUCCAGCGGGCGCCGGCGCCGGCAAGGUUCCAGAGCCCCAGAGGCAGCAGACAGUCUCCGCGCUAGAGACACCACCCUGUACCCUUGGGUAGGACCCGCAGUGCCCCGUCCAGUCACCAGUCUUGUCGGGCCACCCCAUCCACACCCCGGAACAGCCCCCUCACUCCUCGCUACCUAUCGCUACAGGUACCGAGCGUGCCGCUACAAAGAGACAUCAGACCAGUAAAGGUCGGAGCGUUCCUUUGCUUCGGGUUCGGGCUGCCAUAUCCUGUCUCGGGCUUCUCCCGUCCCUCCUUCUUCUCAUCGCCACCAGUCCACCCCAAGGUACCCCAUCAAGUUCCCCGUCGUGCCCAGCCCCGGCCCCCCCAUCACAGCCUGAAGGAUCCCUGGACACGCGAAAAACAGGGGGGACGAUUGACGCAGUCGCCUGCAGGCCGAGCCGCCCCCGAAAAAAAAAAGUGGCCUCAAGCCUUACCUAACACCCUUGCAACGUGUCCAACGACACAUCAUCUACCUUAAUCCAGUCUGUGCGAGUUGGCAGUCCAAGGAAUUUAGAAAGACGUGAGCAGCCGCUGCAGGUAGCCAAAUAUGUCCGACUCCCCCCAAUCCAAUUCAAAGGAUGUCGAACAAGGUGCACCGUCACCCGGCGAGGAACCACAAAUGAACGACCCUCAGGACCCACACUCGAGCGGGCUCAACCAGUAUGAGUUCGAAGUCAAGGAACAGGACCGGUGGUUGCCCAUAGCCAAUGUCGCCCGCAUUAUGAAGAAUGCGCUUCCCGAAAAUGCAAAGAUAGCCAAGGAGGCAAAGGAGUGCAUGCAAGAGUGCGUGAGCGAGUUCAUCUCGUUUAUCACUAGCGAAGCUUCGGAAAAAUGCCAGCAAGAAAAGCGCAAGACCGUAAACGGCGAGGACAUCUUGUUCGCAAUGACGUCCCUGGGAUUCGAGAAUUAUGCCGAAGCUCUCAAGAUUUAUCUUUCCAAGUAUAGAGAACAGAAUCAGACAAAUCGUAGCGAGAACCAGCAAAAUCGACCCAGCAGCCAAGGCUACGGCGCGCCUCAGGGCCAGAACCAACCUGGACAAGGCGGGUUUUCCAGCAACGAUCUCGGUGGCCAGCAAGAAAGUGGCGAUGCUUCAGGCUACAACCUCUAUGGCGCUCAGACAGGACACAACGGUGGCGGCGCUGAAGGGUACUAGGAGCCAGCGGACCGUGGGCGGUUGUCAGCAAGAAUGAAUCCCUCUACGACCCAGCAGUUCUCCAAGCCCUAGAAGCACGGGCAGUAUUUUCGGACCCUCUGGUUGUUGGCCCCAAGCAGGCAUCCCAUUAGCCUGUGAUUGAUAGGGACAAAUUAAAACCGGGUCCAGAAGGCGUCAUGCUCUCAUGAGACGUUCGAUGAUCCGGUUGCGAAUGAACCAACGUCUUCAGGAGAAGUCGGCGCGUCGCCAGAAAGGCUGCACAUUGCGACUGUAGCCGGGAGAGGAUCACGAAAAGCAUACUCACUGUUACCGAGUCUCUGAUGUGUGUAUAACCAUGGGGCUGUUGCUUGUUGACCUACCCAGACAAGAAGUAGCAGCCUCUUACGUUGCCAUGUUUUAUUUCCUUUCGUUUUUUCUAGGGUGGAUAUUGUUUGGUCUACAAAGAUACAGGAGCGGCCAUCAAAAUUGGUAUCUAGUCGGCUAGCUGGCGUAAAGAGUGGUUAUGAAUACAGUCCAAUACUACUGGCUUGAAUGUUGUUUUUGUAGCUGGUUGGUCUAUUUAGUUCCAUGACUAGAGGGCAAUCCUACUUUAAAGAAGUUUUCCCAGAA
Molecule: messenger RNA, 2817 nt
Organism: Neurospora crassa OR74A
Lineage: Eukaryota; Fungi; Ascomycota; Sordariomycetes; Sordariales; Sordariaceae
Product: CCAAT-binding protein subunit HAP3
Exons: 5
Coding region: 1603-2208 (201 amino acids)
Biological process (GO): regulation of transcription by RNA polymerase II
Cellular component (GO): CCAAT-binding factor complex; nucleus
Molecular function (GO): protein heterodimerization activity; RNA polymerase II cis-regulatory region sequence-specific DNA binding; DNA-binding transcription activator activity, RNA polymerase II-specific
Source: RefSeq, a predicted model, not a curated record